This is a messenger RNA of Oryza brachyantha (malo sina), 4479 nucleotides long. RefSeq names its product xanthine dehydrogenase. The record is from RefSeq and is a predicted model, not a curated record. Gene Ontology annotation, molecular function: oxidoreductase activity; FAD binding; iron ion binding. NCBI's taxonomy places the organism in Eukaryota, Viridiplantae, Streptophyta, Magnoliopsida, Poales, Poaceae. The coding region runs from base 205 to 4311 and encodes 1368 amino acids. The transcript is spliced from 14 exons.
ACGUCACGCUCUCUCUCGGUUCCGAAAGCUCCCAGAGUCCAGCGGCCGUAGCCUACUUCACUCCCCCCCGAUCCCAAUCUCACCCAUUAGAGAGAGAGAGAGAGAGAGAGAGAGGCAGCCCCAUCCUCGCCCUCGCGCUACCGGACCGGAGAACCCCACCCGCACCCGCGGCUCCGUCUCGAGUUGAUCGCCGCCCCGUGCGCCAUGGGUUCGCUCACCAAGGCGGAGGAGGAGACGGCGGCGGCCGAGGAGUGGUCCAACGAGGCGGUCGUCUACGUCAACGGCGUCCGCCGCGUGCUCCCUGACGGCCUCGCCCACCUCACCUUGCUCCAGUACCUCAGAGACAUUGGUCUUCGGGGAACAAAGCUUGGAUGUGGUGAAGGUGGCUGUGGAGCCUGCACUGUGAUGAUCUCACACUAUGAUCGAACUACAAAGAAAACGCUGCAUUUUGCAAUCAAUGCAUGUUUGGCUCCGCUUUAUUCUGUGGAAGGAAUGCACAUAAUCACAGUAGAGGGAGUUGGGGAUCGCCAGCGGGGUUUGCACCCAGUCCAGGAAUGUUUAGCCAAUGCACAUGGAUCACAAUGUGGGUUUUGCACCCCUGGUUUUGUGAUGUCGAUGUAUGCAUUGCUGAGAUCAAGCAAGCAGCCUCCUACUGAAGAGCAGAUUGAAGAUAGCCUUGCUGGAAAUUUGUGUCGCUGUACUGGCUACAGACCAAUAAUAGAUGCAUUCCGCGUUUUUUCAAAAAGAGAUGAUUUAUUGUACACCAACUCAUCUCCAAAAAGUGCAGAUGGUCGACCUAUCUGCCCUUCAACUGGAAAACCAUGUUCCUGUGGAGAUGAGAAAUACAUGAAUGCUAGUGAGUGUUCAUUAUUGUCACCUAUUAAGAGCUACUCACCUUGCUCAUACAAUGAGAUUGAUGGAAAUGCAUACAGUGAGAAAGAACUCAUUUUCCCCCCAGAACUUCAGUUGAGAAAAGUUAUGUCACUUAAAUUGAAUGGGUUUAAUGGGAUCAGAUGGUAUAGACCUCUUAAACUAAAGGAAGUAUUGCAGUUGAAAGCAUGCUACCCAAAUGCGAAACUGAUCAAUGGUAACUCUGAAGUAGGAGUUGAAACAAAGUUCAAGAAUGCCCAAUAUAAGGUCUUGAUCUCAGUUACUCAUGUUCCAGAGCUUCAAACCCUUCAAGUGAAAGAGGAUGGUAUACAUAUUGGUUCUUCUGUAAGGCUUGCACAGCUCCAAAAUUUCCUCAGAAAUGUUGUUUUAGAGCGUAAUUCACAUGAAAUAUCAUCCUGUGAGGCAGUACUGCGGCAGUUAAAAUGGUUUGCUGGUACACAAAUCAGAAAUGUUGCUUCUGUUGGAGGUAACAUUUGUACUGCUAGUCCAAUAUCAGAUCUAAAUCCACUUUGGAUAGCUUCUGGUGCAACAUUCGAGAUAAUUGAUGUGAACAAUAAUAUUAGGACCAUUCCUGCAAAAGAUUUCUUCCUUGGUUAUCGUAAAGUUGACCUAAAGCCUGAUGAAAUAUUGCUCUCUGUUAUACUACCAUGGACAAGGCCGUUUGAAUUUGUGAAAGAAUUCAAACAAUCACAUAGAAGGGAGGACGACAUUGCAUUGGUGAAUGCUGGAAUGCGUGUCUAUAUAAGAAAAGCUGAAGGAGACUGGAUAAUUUCUGAUGUUUCAAUUAUCUAUGGAGGAGUAGCUGCAAUUCCUCUCCGUGCUUCAAGAACCGAAAACUUUCUCACUGGAAAAAAAUGGGAGUAUGGAUUGUUGAAUGAGACCUAUGAUCUGUUGAAAGAAGACAUACAUCUGGCUGAGAAUGCACCUGGUGGAAUGGUUGAAUUUCGCAAUUCACUUACUUUAAGUUUCUUUUUCAAAUUUUUCCUUUAUGUUACUCAUGAAAUGAAUAUAAAAGGAUUUUGGAAGGAUGGGUUGCAUGCAGCCAAUCUUUCAGCCAUACAGUCUUACACUAGACCUGUCGGUGUUGGAACUCAAUGCUAUGAAUUGGUUAGACAAGGAACCGCGGUAGGCCAACCUGUGGUUCACACAUCAGCUAUGCUUCAGGUUACUGGUGAGGCUGAAUAUACUGAUGACACACCGACACCGUCCAAUACCUUGCAUGCUGCUCUGGUGCUGAGUACUAAAGCUCAUGCACGCAUAUUGUCUAUUGAUGAUUCACUUGCCAAAUCUUCCCCUGGGUUUGCGGGUCUCUUCCUGUCCAAAGAUGUGCCUGGUGCUAACCAUACUGGACCUGUUGUCCAUGAUGAGGAGGUUUUUGCAUCUGAUGUCGUUACUUGUGUUGGCCAGAUCGUUGGAAUUGUUGUGGCAGAUACCCAUGAAAAUGCAAAAGCGGCCGCAAAUAAAGUUAAUAUCGAAUAUUCUGAACUUCCAGCAAUUUUAUCAAUAGAGGAAGCUGUCAAAGCUGGUAGCUUUCAUCCAAAUACAAAGAGAUGCCUUGUAAAAGGUAAUGUUGAACAAUGUUUUAUGUCGGGUGCAUGUGAUAAAAUUAUAGAAGGAGAAGUACGAGUUGGAGGUCAAGAGCACUUUUAUAUGGAGCCUCAAUGCACUCUUGUCUGGCCAGUUGAUUCUGGAAAUGAAAUUCAUAUGAUCUCAUCUACCCAGGCUCCCCAGAAGCACCAAAAGUAUGUUGCUAAUGUUCUUGGUCUGCCACAAUCAAAAGUUGUUUGCAAGACUAAGCGUAUUGGUGGUGGAUUUGGCGGAAAAGAAACCAGAUCAGCCAUAUUUGCUGCUGCUGCAUCUGUAGCAGCUUAUUGUUUAAGAAGGCCUGUUAAGAUUGUUUUGGACAGGGAUAUUGACAUGAUGACAACUGGACAGAGGCACAGUUUCCUAGGAAAGUAUAAGGUGGGAUUUACCAAUGACGGGAAGAUAUUGGCCUUAGACCUUGAUAUUUAUAACAAUGGUGGUCAUUCACAUGAUUUGUCACUUCCAGUCAUGGAGCGUGCUAUGUUUCAUUCAGACAAUGUCUAUGAUAUAUCAAAUCUCAGAGUCAGUGGGCAAGUAUGUCUUACAAAUUUUCCAAGCAAUACUGCUUUCAGAGGCUUUGGUGGUCCACAAGCCAUGCUGAUUGCGGAGAAUUGGAUUCAGCACAUGGCUACAGAACUCAAGCGAAGUCCGGAAGAGAUAAAAGAACUUAAUUUUCAAAGUGAAGGAUCUAUGCUUCAUUAUGGCCAGGUGCUUCAGAAUUGUACAAUACGUUCUGUAUGGGAUGAACUAAAGGUUUCUUGUAAUUUUAUGGAAGCUCGCAAAGCUGUAACUGAUUUUAACAGCAACAAUCGUUGGAGAAAGCGUGGAAUUGCUAUGGUUCCCACCAAGUUUGGUAUAUCCUUCACUACAAAAUUCAUGAAUCAGGCUGGUGCUUUAGUGCAAGUUUACACUGAUGGUACUGUCCUUGUGACACAUGGUGGGGUUGAAAUGGGACAGGGUUUACACACAAAGGUAGCCCAAGUUGCGGCUUCAUCAUUCAACAUCCCUCUUAGCUCUGUAUUUAUCUCAGAAACAAGCACUGAUAAGGUACCAAAUGCAACACCAACAGCCGCCUCUGCUAGUUCAGAUAUAUAUGGUGCUGCAGUUUUGGAUGCUUGUCAGCAAAUUAUGGCUCGGAUGGAACCUGUUGCUUCAAGAGGAAACCACAAGUCCUUUGCUGAGUUAGCUCAAGCAUGCUACAUGGAACGGAUAGAUCUCUCUGCUCAUGGAUUUUAUAUCACCCCUGAUGUUGGGUUUGACUGGAUAUCUGGCAAGGGAACUCCAUUCUACUAUUUCACAUACGGAGCAGCAUUUGCAGAAGUUGAAAUUGACACCCUAACUGGGGAUUUCCACACAAGGACAGUAGAUAUUGUUAUGGAUCUGGGCUGUUCAAUUAAUCCGGCCAUUGAUAUUGGCCAGAUCGAAGGAGGUUUCAUCCAGGGAUUGGGUUGGGCGGCCCUGGAAGAACUAAAAUGGGGAGAUGAUAACCACAAGUGGAUCCGACCUGGACACCUUUUCACCUGUGGGCCUGGCUCUUACAAAAUACCCUCUGUGAAUGAUAUACCUCUAAACUUCAAGGUCUCACUCUUGAAGGGCGUUCCAAAUCCAAAGGUCAUUCACUCGUCCAAGGCUGUAGGAGAGCCACCGUUUUUCCUAGGUUCAGCCGUCUUGUUUGCCAUAAAGGAUGCAAUAUCUGCCGCAAGAGCUGAGGAGGGCCACUUCGACUGGUUCCCACUUGACAAUCCAGCAACACCGGAAAGAAUAAGAAUGGCAUGUGUGGACUCCAUUACGAAGAAAUUUGCUAGCGUAUAUUACCGCCCCAAGCUUAGUGUAUAGUUUGCCAAAUUACGAGGAUCGUGAAAGGUUCAUGUUUAAUCUGCCGGAGGUAUGUUUGUGCAGUCCAAAGCCACUGUUGUGAACAUAUAUAUAUAUAUAUAUAUAUAUAUAUAUAUAGGUGUCAGUUAUAGGAGGCAAGGUUACCCUUUUUUUUUCACCUAUAGAAAG